UGCUCGUGCGCUUCUGGACGAGAAAUUUUUUGCGUAAUCCAACGAAUCGAAAACAUAUUUAAACUUAACAAAAUGAAAUUCUUCGUGUUUGUUGCUUUGGCGCUGCUUGGCUGUGCGAGUGCUGCCCAGCUGCCCGAUUCGGCCACUCAGGGGCCCAAUCCACAGGACAUUGCGACACCCGAACCGGAAUACAUUGACAUCGAUGAACCAGCACCAGCUGCCCCAGCGCCGCGUCCAAAUGUGCAACGGAACCUGGCUGUGGCGCCUGUGCCCCGUCCAGUGAUUGGCCUGCCCCGUCAAGUGUCUGUGGCCCGUCCCAUUCCCGUCGCCCGUCCCAUUGCCGUGGCCCAACCCAUCGCCUAUGCCCAGCAGUCGAUCCAGCAGCGUGCCCAGUAUCUGCCCCCAUUCGCUCAGCAGCAGCAGGUCGCAGGACAUGCGUACAGCAGCCAGGCCGGCUAUCAGUAUCGUCGUCCAGUCUAUGUAAGACGCGUCUAUCGCCAGCGCCGCUACUAG
Messenger RNA from Drosophila hydei, 513 nucleotides. Its product is annotated as translation initiation factor IF-2. The coding region runs from base 73 to 513 and encodes 146 amino acids. The transcript has 2 exons. NCBI's taxonomy places the organism in Eukaryota, Metazoa, Arthropoda, Insecta, Diptera, Drosophilidae. The record is from RefSeq and is a predicted model, not a curated record.